This is a messenger RNA of Salvia splendens (bonfire salvia), 612 nucleotides long. Its product is annotated as protein WALLS ARE THIN 1. Gene Ontology annotation, molecular function: transmembrane transporter activity. Bases 68 to 445 code for a protein of 125 amino acids. Gene Ontology annotation, cellular component: membrane. Lineage: Eukaryota; Viridiplantae; Streptophyta; Magnoliopsida; Lamiales; Lamiaceae. The record is from RefSeq and is a predicted model, not a curated record. The transcript has 2 exons.
CAUAUUGAAUGUACGAAAUUACUAUACUUUCCUAUACAUUUAUUUAUCAAAUUAUUGAAAGACGUACAUGUACACACACCAAUGUGUGUUUUGUCAAGAAAAUCAAGAUGACAGCCAAGUUUUGGUGGCAUCUGGGAUUGCCUUCGCUGUACAGAUAUGGUGCAUAGAUAAAGGCGGCCCCGUCUUCGUCGCUGUCUACCAGCCCGUUCAGACACUCGUCGUCGCUAUCACCUCUUCCCUUCUCUUGGGAGAGGAGUUCUACUUGGGCGGGAUAAUUGGUGCAGUGAUGAUCAUAUUCGGAUUGUAUUUAGUGGUAUGGGGAAAGAGUGAAGAGAAGAAGAAGAAGAAGUUUGCAGAGAUCCAGCGCCGCGCGGAGCACAACACCCCGCAGAUCAGGACGUGCAUCACCCAGCCACUCCUGGCGCAGUCAUUUGACUAUGGAUAAAAUAGGAAAAUCAAAUUCGGCUAUGAUUUAAUAUGAAAAUGGUUUGCUUUUCAUCUUCCUCUAAGGGAAGAACAAAAAAAGAAAAGGAAGAGGGUUCUAAGGGAAUUUUGAUUGUAAAAUGGGAUGUAAAUGUCCCUUGUGUUUUUAUACAAGUACCAAUGUUUAAU